CAACGGCUUCCCUUUCGACUUUGAUACUAAUUCGAGCAAUCAGUCAUGUCGAUACUUAAUUACUGGACCAUUGCAGCGUUGGUGGUGGGCCUUGGGGCCUUUGCACCGCUCGUUAUGGGUAUGUUUGGGCUGGGAGGAAAUAAAUUUUUGGUGAAAGGCAAGACAGUCCUUUUGACCGGUGCCUCGGAAGGAAUGGGAAAGAGUGUUGCAAUUCAAUUGGCGAAAAAGGGAGCAAAUGUGAUAAUUGUUGCGAGAAACGUGGGGAAAUUGGAGAAGGCUAUGGUGGAAAUCAAGGCCGCAGCUCUCUCUCCAUCGACUCAAUCUUUCCACUACAUUUCCGCCGAUGUCUCAAUUCCCACUGAAGCCGCACGUAUACUCGAAGAAGCCACUAAAUUCAAUUCUUCCAAUCCUCCAGACAUUGUCUGGUGUAUCGCAGGCACAUCUACCCCUGGCUUUUUCCUCGAUACUACCCCCCAAAAACUUCGCACACAAAUGGACAUAAACUAUUGGUCUUGUGCAGACAUGGCUCAUUGCGUUUUGAAUUCUUGGCUCUCCACCCCCAACGCCGAAAAGAAAGACCGACAUUUGAUCUUCACCAGUAGUGUUUUAGCUUUCUAUUCCGUCGUGGGUUAUACACCCUAUUCACCGACUAAAGCUGCGAUCAAAAGUCUGAGCGAUACUUUAUAUCAAGAAGUCUUACUAUACCCCAAUCCUCCACAAAUUCACACAAUUUUCCCAGGUACAAUAGCUAGCCCAGGAUUGGAGAUUGAGAAUCAAGGCAAGCCGGAAAUUACACAUUUGUUAGAGGAAACGGAUCCAAUACAAACACCAGAUGAAGUCGCGAGAAAUUCGAUAAGGGGCUUGGAAAGAGGAGAAUAUCUGAUUACGGUGGGUUGGUUAGGAAGUAUGAUGAGGGCUUGCGCAUGGGGAGGUAGUAGGAGAGGAAAUUGGAUGUUGGAUACGUUGGUUACAUGGGGGACGAGCGUGGUUUGGGGAUUUGUCGGGAGGGAUCUGGAUGGAAAAGUCAGAAGUUGGGGGGAGGCGAAAGGAUUUAAGAGGGGUUGAGAGAUUAUGUUGAGGCGGGCUUGCGCAAAAUUUGGCCUUUCGAUAAGUCAAACCAAGAUCCCGGAACAGGGUACAACUUUCGAGAGAGAAGCUGCUAUAUAUAGCGCACCUAUUUCUAGAGGUAUUCAAUCGUAUCUGCGGAGCAUAGUAGACGCACAAACACCUACUUCACGCUGGUUUACCAAAGUACAUAACACUAGCUAGAUCAAUGCCGAAAUAUCAGGAAUUUGCGAUGCUGCUUCUAUCUGCCAAAACUAUCACGACAUUGAAGCUUG
Botrytis porri is the source of this 1340-nucleotide messenger RNA. RefSeq lists its product as uncharacterized. Gene Ontology annotation, biological process: sphingolipid biosynthetic process. The coding region runs from base 46 to 1065 and encodes 339 amino acids. The transcript is spliced from 3 exons. Gene Ontology annotation, cellular component: endoplasmic reticulum membrane. Gene Ontology annotation, molecular function: 3-dehydrosphinganine reductase activity. NCBI's taxonomy places the organism in Eukaryota, Fungi, Ascomycota, Leotiomycetes, Helotiales, Sclerotiniaceae. The record is from RefSeq and is a predicted model, not a curated record.